AUGGUCACUGCCGCAGAUACCACAUCGACCUCCGACGGCGGCGAUGAUUCAAACAUGGCGGAAAAGGUCUUCUUGAUACCUGAGGUGCUUGAGAAUAUCCUCCUCAUGCUUGACGACCGCCACGCCGAUGACGACGAGAAUUUCACCACUGCCAUCAUGGAUCUCUUCGUCGUGCAACGAGUCAACAAGACUUUCAAGGCUGCCAUAGACGGCUCCAUCAAGCUACAACGAGUUAUGCUGCUCGCUCACGACAGCCGGGAUGCUCCAGAACGUGAAUAUUGUCUUGAACUCUUCCUCAAGGGCACAUUUGGACACUACGAAUUCCAUCCCGCUAUAUCUUGUAGCAGAGAGUUCGAGUCGACAGACGAUGAACGGACAAUCUGUUUUUAUAUGAAAUACUACAUCGUCGGAGCAGGGAAGGAGGACGAAGACGAAGGCUACCUGGGCUGCGACUGUAUCGAUUCAGAUACUUACCCCGACUCGUUGCACAAUAGCAUGCGAGCGCUCACUCGAGCUGCACUAAAGCACUAUUUCUGUUACCACACUUGA
This is a messenger RNA of Zasmidium cellare ATCC 36951, 549 nucleotides long. RefSeq lists its product as uncharacterized. The transcript has a single exon. The record is from RefSeq and is a predicted model, not a curated record. NCBI's taxonomy places the organism in Eukaryota, Fungi, Ascomycota, Dothideomycetes, Mycosphaerellales, Mycosphaerellaceae. The coding region runs from base 1 to 549 and encodes 182 amino acids.